This is a messenger RNA of Lentinula edodes (shiitake mushroom), 1899 nucleotides long. Its product is annotated as S-adenosyl-L-methionine-dependent methyltransferase. Lineage: Eukaryota; Fungi; Basidiomycota; Agaricomycetes; Agaricales; Omphalotaceae. Gene Ontology annotation, cellular component: nucleus. Gene Ontology annotation, biological process: DNA repair; DNA damage checkpoint signaling; regulation of transcription regulatory region DNA binding. The coding region runs from base 1 to 1899 and encodes 632 amino acids. The record is from RefSeq and is a predicted model, not a curated record. The transcript is spliced from 6 exons. Gene Ontology annotation, molecular function: histone H3K79 methyltransferase activity.
AUGGGGUUCUUUUCCUCAAAGUCUUCGAAAUCUAAAUCUGCCUCAACGACGACAACGGCCACUACCACCAGAGUUCAGGUUACGCGCCUCGUUAAACGUAAAUCGGAGCCGUUACCUAGUUCAGGUCCAGCUCCUUCUCGCUCUGUGUCUUUGUCAACUUCGCCAUUAUCAUCUCCACUAUCAUCUCCAGGAACUACACCUCCCCCCAACCUGAAAAACCCAAGGAAGAAGAAAAAAAGUCCGGAGGCGGGUCCCAGCACGGAAUCUAGUAGAUCUCGCGUUUCGAAGAAAAUGCGCGUCGACAAGCCUCCGAAGCGCGCCUCGAAUGCAAAUUCGAGAGCUUCCAGUCGCUCGACGAUCAACUUGGCCUCAUCUCCACUAGAACCCAUAUUCAGGUCUAGAUCCAGUAGGUCGCGUUCGACUUCCACGUUUCCAUCGUUAUCAUCGGUGUCGACUCGGAAUUUGGCUUGCGAAGGAGACGGAGAACCUGGGCCUUCUCAUGUCAGCUCACAGUCUGUAGUCCGCAAUCUGCACAAGUCAUACAAAGCGUAUUUCAGUAACCCCGCCGAUCCUGAUGACAGUUCGUUUGAGCCCGAAAGCUAUCCUUAUGUGGACCUGGAGUACCCAAAUAACGCCGCUACUGAACGAUUUUUAUUACUUGCUCCUAAAGACAAAGACCACUAUAAUCCGAUAAUGGACCUUGAACAAACACUGUAUACAAUCGUGGAUUAUUAUCUCACACCCAGUCAAAGAGCCCUCAUUGGCAACGUACCCAGUGACCUAUUGACCGAAACCGUUUCUCCUCCUCUUUCUCCCUCACCUUCACCUCCGAAUUCCACCGCAUCACAUGCUUCCUCUGGCUCGAUGUCUUCUCUAACAUCGCUGGAAUCAUCUUCCCAUAACGAAUUUCCACAACCUCGCGUAAAUUAUUGCCGUGCCGUCCAGCGUGCGAUAAACACCAAAGAUGGUCCACUUUUUAUUAAAACAAUCAAGAAGAUCAACAGUCUUCUCAGUUCUUUCAAGUAUCCGACACCUCCGUCUGAUCCUUUCGAACCUGUCCCAAAAAACUCCCUCAAAGAACGGGUAGCGACAUGGUCGAAUAACGGAGGUUUACCUUCCAAGGUUUUGAUGAGAAUUAUCGACGAGAACUAUCAACGUUGUGUUGGUCCGCACAUUAACAAACUUCGAAAGUAUGAGGCUUUCACCAGUAAAGUCUAUGGAGAAAUUCUGCCAAGUUUGGUGCACGAAAUUCUUUCGUUGACCAAGCUCAAUCAGGAUUCCUUGUUCAUGGACUUGGGAUCAGGAGUUGGCAAUGUCGUCAUUCAAUCUGCUCUCCAAACAGGGUGCAAGAGCUACGGAAUUGAGCUUGUUGAGGGACCUGCACAGGUAGCCAAGGAGAUGGCGGAACAAUUCAAGGCGCGAUGUCGGAUGUGGGGCGUGGCUUGUGGAGAAAUUGAACUGGAGGAGGGUGAUAUGCUGGAGAGUCCGAGAGUAGCAGAGUUACUUCCGAAAGCUGACGUCGUGCUGGUGGAUAACAAAGUUUUUGAAGAGAAAUUGAAUGAGGCAUUACGGCCCAAAUUCCUCGACUUGAAGGAAGGAGCAAUCGUGAUUUCCCUGAAGCCCUUUGUCUCAUCAUUGAACGGGUUAAAUGCUCGUGUGACUGAACGCAAUGUCGACGACAUUUCUGCCAUAUUCGAUGUCACUGAAAGGCCAUACUAUCCGGGUUCUGUUUCCUGGGGAAACAAUGGAGGGUCAUAUUAUAUCCACCGUGUUGACCGGGUGGGAUAUGCGGAAAUUCGACAAAAAUUUGAGAGUACUACGAGGGGAAGACGGAGUGCGGCCACUGCGAAAUAUACCCCGUCGAAGAAUACGGACGAAAGUGAUUGGUUUGGACAGUGA